Planococcus citri (citrus mealybug) is the source of this 1457-nucleotide messenger RNA. RefSeq names its product histone acetyltransferase KAT8-like. Gene Ontology annotation, cellular component: MSL complex; chromatin. The transcript is spliced from 2 exons. Gene Ontology annotation, molecular function: histone H4K16 acetyltransferase activity; transcription coregulator activity. The coding region runs from base 151 to 1389 and encodes 412 amino acids. The record is from RefSeq and is a predicted model, not a curated record. Gene Ontology annotation, biological process: positive regulation of transcription by RNA polymerase II; negative regulation of DNA-templated transcription. Lineage: Eukaryota; Metazoa; Arthropoda; Insecta; Hemiptera; Pseudococcidae.
CGAAAAUGAAAAAGUUUGAUAACAACUUUUUUUGAAAAAGAAAAUACAACGUUUUUUUUUGAAUCUUUUACAAAUUACAAAUGAUGUGAUAGUUUUCAAAUCGAGUAUGCAAUCACGUCCAAAUGAAGAAAUUUUAAUAGAUUUGACACGAUGAAAGCGAACAGAUCUAAAAACAAAGCUCGUGAAAGAGAAUCCACCGACGUCUCGGGUAAAUAUUUAGCCAAACGAAAUGACGAAUGGUACCCGGCUGAAAUCUUACAAAAACGUACGAUCGAUCAGAACAAUAGCGAAUACUACGUCCAUUAUACAUCCUGCGAUCGUCGACUUGAUCGUUGGCUAAGUCAAGAUGAUGUUAAAUUCAUCCCAACAUCUCAAGGGCAAGAAGAACCCACGACUUCAGCCACCACAACGAUCAGCGCCAUUAUACCAGAUAUUAGCAAUAGAAAAAUGACUCGGACACAGAAAAAACGUUUAGACGAAAUCAACGAAUCUUUAAUGGAGACAGAAAGCGAAUCUCAAGAAUUAUCAGCUCUAGAAGAAGAACGUAAAGCAUUAACCAAAGUGAAAUACAUAACUGAAAUACAAAUCGGUAAACAUGAAAUCGAUACCUGGUAUUUCAGCCCCUAUCCGGACGAGUACGGUAAAAGCUCGAAAUUAUGGAUUUGCGAGUAUUGUUUAUUCUACACACGUUACGCUGUUUCGCUUCAUUUACACGAGAGAGAUUGCGAAUACAAUAAUCCUCCCGGAACCGAAGUCUAUCGCAGCGGAGCUAUAUCAAUUUACGAAGCUGACGGUCGAUUGCAUAAAUUAUACUGUCAGAAUUUAUGUCUCCUCGCUAAAUUGUUCCUUGACCAUAAGACGUUGUUUUUCGAUGUCGAAGCGUUCAAAUUCUACGUUCUUUGCAUCGUUGAUAUGGUAGGAGCUCAUAUAGUCGGAUUUUUCUCCAAAGAGAAAGAUUCGCCGGAUUGUUUCAACGUAGCGUGUUUACUAGUCUUGCCGCCGUACCAGAAACACGGUUAUGGUCGUUUGUUGAUCGCUUUCAGUUACGAACUGAGUAAAUUAGAAGGAAUUGUGGCUGGUCCAGAGACACCUUUGUCAGAUUUAGGAUUAUUGGCUUACAGAUCGUAUUGGUCUUGGGUUCUUUUACAAGAGAUAUAUUCUUCCGACGAUGAAGUUUCCAUCACCGAACUUAGCUAUAGAACUAGCAUUAACGAAUCAGAUAUACUCGAAACUUUGCAUUGGUUGAAUUUAAUCAAGUAUUUGAAAAAUUCUUAUUGCGUUUGUGUAACUCGUGAAACAUUGUUGGGUGUUUUUAAGAAGCUUAAACCGCCCAGAUUUUUUAUUAAUACCGCGGCUAUUCGGUGGUAUCCUUAUGACAAUGCUAUGUAAAUAAUAUGUACAUAUUUUGUAUUCAAAAUAUUCAUUUUCAAACAAAUAAAUUCUGCAUUUUUUCCCCA